CUCGUCCUCCUCCUCCGUGGCGGCGCAGAGAGCCCUGAGCGGCCACGUCAAGCUCUUGCGGCCCGUCAUGGUGCAGGCGUCGGUGGUGCCCGAGUCCCCCCCUUCGUCGCCCAACCUGGACGACGAUGCGCCCCCGCUGCAGAUCGACGAGGACGCCCCGACACCGCCCAGUCCGUCGCCGCCGACCUCGCCGCACCCGCCGCGCCUCGUCCCGGCCGUUUCGGGCACCUCCGUGCAACCGACCAGCCCACGUCCUCCCAGCGACCUGGUCGCCACAGGACGUCACGGCGAGGGUCCGUGUGGUGGCAGCGCGUGGAGAGACCGUGUCGAAGGCAUCGCCAAUGGCGACGAGAACAGCGGCGACUAUCGACAGGAACGUCGCACGAUCGGGCGAGCCUCCGUCCGACGCGGAGGAAGCCAGGAUCCGCGAGUACCUGUGUCGCAGCGACACGGCCGUCAUCUACCCGGAGCCCGUAGAAGCUGCCAGCGCUCCCGACGUAUCGGCACAGCGACAAGGGUUGGCCUCAAACGGCCGUGCCGACGAGGAGUCGGCGAGCCGUGCGAGCCCCGUGGCCGUCGCCGCUGGCGGCGACGGCACUAGCACUACUACCACCGCCAAGGACAUCAGCACCACCAUGCUGGAAGAGAGCAUGGUCCUGCACUGUUCCCACUGCUCGCUCCGCUUCACGGGGCCCAGCGCGGUGGCGCAGCUCAGGGACCAUCUCAUGUGCGUGCACUCCGGAGGCGGGGGACAGCCGGAGGACUCGAUGCCCGUGAAGAAGGAGCCGAUCGACGAGGUGCGGCCGCCCUCGCCGUCACCGCGCCCCCCUAGCGAUGGGCCCGUGGUCGGCGUGGCCGCCUUCACCUGCGCCAAGUGCAACCUGAGCUUCUCCAAGAAGGAGCACCUGGAGAAGCACGACCUCGUGCACACGGCCACCGGUCCCGGCGCACAGCCGCGGCCAAGCCAGGCACCCGCCCAGCCGAGCGCGGACGAGAACGCGGCGGUGCGCAAGUUCAAGUGCCCCGAGCUGUCGUGCGGCAAGGCAUUCAAGUUCAAGCACCAUCUCAAGGAGCACAUUCGCAUCCACAGCGGCGAGAAGCCGUUCGAGUGUCAGCACUGCUUGAAGCGGUUCUCGCACUCGGGCUCGUACUCGUCCCACAUGACGAGCAAGAAGUGCCUCAUCGUCAACCUCAAGGUGCGCAAGAUGGACACCAAGGCGGCGCGGCAGCGUGCUGCUAGCGGUGCCACUGGCGGCGCCCAGAACAACACCUUCCGGCCCAUCAUUCCAAAGUUCGGUGCCGGCGGCGAAGUGUCCGUGUCUCCCCUGGCGAGCGCCUACCUCCAAGACCGCUUCCCGUUUCCUGGCGACUACACCGCCCGCUCGCCAUCCUCUGCGAGCCAACCGGGCGUUCCGCCACCGUUCCUGCCUUCGUACGCGUCUCCGCUCACCCUUCAGCACCUGCUGGCCAGCCAGUUCUCGGCGAUUCCGCCCCAAUACCACCUACCCACUCUGCCGCCCUCGUUCAGCGAGGUGGCCCAAAUGCUGCAGGCCAGCAGCGCCGCCAUGGAGAAGGCCUCGUCGCCGGCCAACAACGGCGACGUCAAACUUCCGCCGACUGCCGACGCCGUGAAGAAGUUCCUCGAAUUGAUGGACGCCGCUGCUGCCAAACGCAGCAACGGGUCUUCACCACCUCCGCCCAAGAAGAACGGCCUGCUCCCAGGCCUACUGAGCGCCGGUCCUCUUCCUCUCCAGGCCAGCCGCGACGAUCCACCGUCGAGGCACGAGUACUCGUGCGUCCACUGCAAGGCUGCCACGUUCGACAACCCGCUGGCACUGUGCCACCACGAACAAUACUCUUGCACCGCCAGCCGGGAUGUGAACCGGAACCUUUACUCCGAUCUCAAGGGUGCUCCUCAUCCCCAUCCGUCGCUGGCGGCGAGGGAGGAGUCGGGUCGGGAGUCGACCGGUGGAAGCGACAUGACCGACGACGACGAUGACAGCGGCGAGGAUGGCAGGCGACCCCGACCGGACACUAUAUCGGCACGGGGAGAGAUGCUUCUGCAGGCCGCCUUCGUAAUUAACUCUUCGCCGGAUCGCGACCAGCUGUCCAACCUCGCGCGCGAGAUUGGUUCGAGCACGAGGACCGUGCACGCCUGGUUUCAGAGUGCGGUGGCCCGGUCGUCUUCAGCCCCGUCUCGCCAGCUGUCGUCGCCGCCAUUUGGUUCGUCUCCCGCGUCCAAAACCGGCGACAUCGUCGGCUCCCUGCUACCGGUUGCGUACACGUCGCUGGGAGUGGCGCUUAACGGUGGUGCGUCAUUACCGGACGGGCAGCCAUCGGAUCCAGCCCUGGCGGAAUCCGAACAGCCGUUAGACCUAUCGGUCAAGUCAUUUGGCGGCGGUUCCGGUUCAAAUACACCUUGGAGUAACGGCGCUCUCAGUAGCGGUCACACGGAACCGGAAAGCGACUGCGAGGUUCUGAACCUAAGCCAGAGGUCUCCGCGGACUUCUACACCAAGAGAGAACGACGCGGUGUUCAUUAAUGGUGACAUCUCGCAACGGCGUAGGUCGUCGCCGUCGUCGCUUCGCGGUCCCCUGGGGCCCUACACGGCGUCCGAAGACUUCAAAGCUGCCAUGCUUCACUCGGCAGGCCCCCUUCUGUCCUCCUCCGCGAACCGGAUCCUCGCCCUGUCGGCUCUCAAGGGCCUCGACUUCGAAGUGCAGGCCGACUUGCAGCGGUUCCGCGACUUUUCCUUCCGGGAGAGGCAUCACCACGGCUACCCGUCGGCACCGCAGGAACCCAGCUCCGUCAUGGGGCUCCUGCUUGCAUCCCCGCACUCGGCGCUCUCGCCGCCUACAAGCGCUGACCUGAUGCGCUCAUCGACGUCAUCGGACAGCCGCGACGCUACUAACAGCCCUCCCUCGCACAACGCCUCCGGCCUCAGGGAUGGCAAGAUGCUGCCGUCGCCGAUGUACUACGGCGACGGAGAUGACCACGGCAGCGGAGAACCCGGCAGUCCCAAGUGCUACCGGAAGAAAAACUUCAGACAGGGCGAUGCGGAGUGCCUGGCGGACGAUGACUGCCCAUCGAAUGACGAAGACCCACGCCACCCGGGCUCCAAGAAACGCAAGCUUUCGGCCAAGGGCGACAGCGCCUCGGAAGAAGGCAUGUUCUCCUGCGACCAGUGUGACAAGAUGUUCAGCAAGCAGAGCUCGCUUGCCAGGCACAAAUACGAACACUCAGGCCAGCGACCACACAAGUGCGACGUCUGCGAGAAGGCCUUCAAACACAAGCACCACUUGACGGAACACAAGCGGCUGCACAGCGGCGAGAAGCCUUUCCAGUGCCAGAAGUGCCUCAAGCGCUUUUCCCACUCGGGCUCCUACAGCCAGCACAUGAACCAUCGCUUCAGCUACUGCAAGCCCUACCGAGAGAACGGCAAGUAGGGCGAGCGCCGUAUCCAUCCUUCGCCCUCCAGCGGAGGACUGCCCCGUCUGCCUGGCGCGACCCUCCGAACCCGGGGGGUUUGAGCGGCACAACAGCGCCAGCUGCUUGAUCCUGAGAAGCCACGCGCCUUUCCCGCUGCACCUUGAUUCGGUGCAGUGGCGGACGGCAUAUUCAAAACCUGCAGUGGGCACAAGCAGCCGGCCUGAGGGGGCAGUCCACACUUCGGCGAAAAGAAAGAAAUCGGCGCACUUGUCAACGCAUUCCAAGGAGCGGGUGAGCUGGACUCAGCGAGAGUGUGGAAAAGGGCAGCCGCUGCUCCGUCGACAGAGUUCUUCGUGGGUUCAAGGUUUCGCGUCAGCUUCGUUCGACGGUGUUCCUGUAGCCUAAGCCGUGGGACGGGCCUUUCCUCCCAUUUGCCGCCGCAGGUGUUCAGGCCUGAACUAGCGAUGCCAUGCUUCGUGGUGGACCGCGCGACGCCCCGGCGUUUGAAGCCGUGCUCGUGCCCAGGGAGGGAGACACCGGACGAUCCGUCGCGCUCCUGACAAGCUUGCUUCCGGCGGCGCGAUUCCUUUGGCAAGGGUCGACGCCUGCGCGAAGCACCGGUGCACUUCUCCUUGACAUCGACAGCUAUCGAGACAGUCGUUCGACCAGCACCGGAAGCGGAUCUUGAAGACAAGGGAUGCGUGCUUGUGUUCUUGCGCGAAUGGAGCGCGUGUGUGACCGCAAACUUGAGAGUGUAACUGUCAGUAUGACUGCUCUGUUCCGGUCGCCCCGACCCGUGCUUGUCUCCAGGCUAUCGGUAACUCUCCGAGGCAGCCGCAGGUCCGCGUUCUCGACACCUCGUCCCUCCAUCCUUUCCACGAACAAGAGACAAGCGAGGCUCACUUCGUUUCCGCCUACGACUUGCAGCAGCUUCACGGGAUCAAAAGUGUAAUCUUAAGAGUGGGCAUGACUGAUUGACUGAGGGCGUGUUUUGCCCAAACGAACGUUGUUAGAACUCGCUCUCUCCCUAUGUAAUUUCUGUUUUUUUUUUUUUUUUUUCGGUUUCCUCUCUCCGUCUAAAUCGCUGUCUUUCCUCUCCGCUGAUACAUCUAACACAGAAAGAGCUGUUUUUACGCUGUGCUAUAGUGUUGUAUACAUGCUGUUCGCAAGCGUUCUUUGAAGUGUACCCUUCGGCGCUUGUAUGAGCAUAAUAAUGUGCUUGUGCGCGCGCGCCUGUGUGUGCGCGAGUGAGUGUUCGCUGUUUACCGCGCUUUAGUCGUCUUGGCUGCUUUAUUCGACGACCGUUCGUUUAUGCCUUCACGGUAGGCUUGUACGAGACGUUCGUCGCUGUUGUUUCGUUCCUGGAAUAUUCUCAAUUUAAGACGCCACUAUUAGCGCCUACGGAGUCGCGUAGGAAAGUCCUAAUCAUCAGCGAGUGCCGAGCUACUCGCGUUAUUUCUCCUUCUCCUCUUCUUUUUUUUUUCUUUGUCGGCUUUGUUGCUGGUUCUGUGUGUUCAAAUUAUUGAGACGCAGGUGACAGCUGCGACAUUGUACCUGGUUUUUUUUUAAUAAUUUUUUUGAAGCACGGUUGGGAUGAUGCAUGACGAAGUCACAGUUGUUGCGUGGCCGACUUUUACGUUUGUUCAGAAUGGGAAGGUUGCAUGCGCGUCCCAGGAAAGUUGUGAACGUUGAGCUCUUCUUCUUUUAUUUUCACCAAGCAACAUUGUGGUGAACCUCCUCGAAAUGUCGGUGCAAGCCGUUUGCCGAGUGCAGCUGUGCAUUUAGACAACGAAACUCGUUAGUCGCACGUUCUUGGUCUCGCGGUCUACUUACUGCAUUAUAAUUCUUGGUAACUUUUGAAAUCAUUACUUGUCCGGAACCUCGAACGUGCUUCAUUAGGUUUUCUCUUUUGUUUCUUUGCAUCUUAUCGCGAAAAAGUUUUGUGAUCUUUCUUUUCUUUUUGCCAGUCGAAUACAUUUCGAUCGACAGCGUAAUCCGACAGUUGUCAUGGUUUCAACGUCAAAAGAGAACAAUGUUCAGCACCGCUAUCACUUAUUUUGCUUGGCACUAGUCAACUGAUGCGCGGCUAGUCGUUUUCAUCGGGAUUGACGUGCAAUUUCCUCGAAAGCCAAAGAACCCAGGAUAUCAAGUCGUUUUCUUUACUUUCUGCGCCACUUCCCCGUUCUAGAACGACGUAGCCAACUGCUACUGCUCUACAUAACGUUACUGCCACUCUUCCUGCAUGUUGAGCGCUGUGUACAGCUGUAGCUGUACCGUGCCGCGCAUGCGCACUUGGCAGUGGCGCCAUCUGUAGAGCGGUAACGGUUUGUUAUAACGUUCUUGACUCAAGUAUACAAAGUCGCAAGGAGCUUACUCCAUUUUCGCACUUGUUUUUUUUUUCCCCUUGUCCUCCGAAGAGCUACAGUUGCAAGCAGCACGAAAGAAAAGAGGCAAACUGGCAUUUAGUGGUAUGCAAUGAACUCGUGUACAUAGAAGAUUCCAUUAUGCGUCAUUCAUUUCUCGCGUAUUUGGCAUUUCGUUUCGAAGAAUUUGUUUCAUAUGUGCAGCAACAUCGCGCAGUCGCAGUUGUCACUGCAGUUGAACAUACUCUAGAGAAACGUGUAUAGAAGUGGUGCGACUUGGUACGACGCGUCGAGAGAGAUGCGCAAGGGCCCGCGUCAGAAAUGCAAUCUCACUGCGUAUUCUUCUCACGCAUAUUUGAAGAUAUAAAUAUAUAAAUAUUAUAUGAAUAUAUAUAUUAUAUAUACAUAUACAUACAAACAACACGAAGCUUGUGCCAAUUUGAGGGAGCAGAAUCUUUUACGCUCCCUUCUUUCUUGCUUUUUUUUUUUUUUCGCUCUCGUUUACGUUUCGACAAGCGUUGCGUUGUCUCGAGGCAUAGAGGCACGUUCUCUCUGAUGUGCUUCUUAAAUGGUUGUUCGCAGAAGCCAAGCUUUAUUCAGUAUUAUUGAGCGAAUCGUGCGACAAUUAGAGUUUUUAGCAUCAGUUAGUGGUCAAUGAGAGUCGUCGUCAAUACCGCGUCAAAAAUUGGAGGACGCUUAAGCUUCGCCUUUAAUAAGAGUGGAACGCGAUAGCGUUAUCAGGACCCGUUCGCAUCGCAACGCGUGGCUGUAGGUCUGGUACAAAUGCUGGAAAAGGGGUUUGUGUUUCGUCGUAGCAGAAUUAGGUUUUCUCGUACAUUCAAAUUACAAUCCCACGCCGAUUGGUAAACAAUCCAACGGCGAAUCCGACGCCGAGUGGUAAAGUCGUACUUUACCAUUUUCCUGACGGAUUUCACUGUGAGAAAUUCAAUUUUUUGUUUACCAAAACCUUGCACCACGUGGACGGCCUGCGCGGUCCGGGUGGUUAGGGUUGAUUUUCUCCGCCACCCGCAUCGCACGCCGACGCCGGUUGCCGACGCCGGAUUUUCUGCGACACGGGGCCCUUAACGCUAUCGCGUUAAUAAUGACGCCCGAUGUCCAGCGUGCACGGUCCUGAAAACCUGACGCUCUUUGCUGUACAGUUGUUGCCGUCCUCCGUCGGGUCGCGUAUUUCCACGAGUGAGCCGCAUGUGUCGUGCGAACAUUGUUGCAGAGUAUAGAUUAGGUAAAGCGGCGCUCGUACAGUCUUUGUCAAAUGUAUUCGGGCCGUGAAAUGCGCGAUCGGAACUCUCUACUGGGAAGUGGUGGUCGGGCUUUCGUGGCGCUCUUUGCAACACUCAAAGCUAUUGAAUUGGAUUGGCUUGAGUUUGCUCGUUCUUAAAGCGGCAUUAAAGUUUGCAAACGAGAAAUAUCGUUUACCCUAAUCAAGUCGAGGCUGAAUUUUUGUUUUAUUUAGUUUUCAAAUUUUUUGUAUUUCCCCAAUUGGCGACUAUAAUCUUAAAAGUUUUACUCACUUGCGAACUCUUUGGGGCACCGAUAAUUCAAUAGGCGCAAGUAAACGGCGUAUUGCCCGAGUCGCGGUCACCAGUGUAGGGUUGUUCUGACGACACAGGCUGUGCCUCUCUGCCCGAGCAAAUCGCAACGCGCAUUUUGUAAAUGUCAUUGUGCAAGCUUUCCCUACUUUCUGUAUUAUUAAUUUUCUUGUUUCCACAAGUCUCAUACAGCGAGUGCAUACCAAAGAAGGCUUGGUCUUUCGACAAAGCGUCGAUGACUGCGGCCACCCCCUGUAUAUAGACACAUACGCGAACGAAACGCCGCAAUGCAGGUUGUCGUUGCGUUGAGCUUUGUUUCAGCAGUAUUCUAUUAUGUCAGUUAACACUUAGUCGUUUUCGUUUCUUUCCGUUCCGUGUGACGUACCUCGUGGGGGCGUAUGCUGUGUUGUUCUCGCAUUCUCGUUUUGGACGCAUGCGUCGCCUAUUUCAUCUGCCAGCGCUUUCACGAACCUUUCGGGACUCGCACAUCGGUGGCCACUCUUCUGAACCGUUCCACCAAAAGGAAUCGGUUCGAGCCUCGUAUUCCUUGACUCGAUUUCGUUCAUUGACUUCAUUCUCGUGUCCUGACUUGAUUCCGCGCCGCAUUUCCUCCUACUCGCGUUAACCAUUAACCACGGGUUAAAGUCGAUUAAAAAAGCGAAGGUGGCCUGGUCAGUGUCGGUAUAUAUAAGUAUGCCUGAAGAAGGCUUUCGAAUCACAGGCAGCCUACGCAGGAACGGUCGCGCUCUAGCACAUCUCUUUAUUUUAAUCGCGCAUGGCACGGGCUUCAAUUUUUCCUAUUUAAUCUCUCGCAUCCUAGCAAUUAGCUCUGCCUUUGCUUUGCGCAUUGUCGGCAUCCUUUUGUUCGUUCAUUUAUUUUGCCCCACCCUCUGUGGAGGUGGGUAUCUUCGUGCAAUAUAUAUGCCAUUUACAGUAUCAAUGUAUACCAUCGGCCACAGUCCCUCGGCCUCGUCAUCUUGGAGAAUAGAAGACAGGGUGCAUUGGGCGAUCCUCAUCGAAACGCAGAAUUCUGCGGCCACCUUAUGAGUUCGCUUCCUUGACAUGACCUCCGCCUCGUUUUAUCGAGCGUGUUUCUAGUCCGCUUUUUUUUGAAACCACUGUUUUCUGCGGGGAUGUAAUUUCGUGUGCAAAUUGUUCCAACUUUCGAAAUUGACGCUACCAGAGAUUCUUUAAUACAACAACCAUGGUGGCGCCGAUCAGUUUGGUUCCUCUGAAGCCAGAGCUAUAUAAGCGUGCGUACCUGGCUAUCAUUGAUUGAAGAACAAAAAAAAAAAAAUGGUUCCUAGUAGGCCUAUUGAGUCUAAAUUGCUUCUGUCUUUAGAAUGGUCCGGCGAAGUGGCAUCGAUUGCAGCAAGUGUGCCCUUCUGUCGUAGGCAGCUGAUUUAAUUAAUCACUAGAAAAAUGUGCAUUCGUGAAGUCAUGUUUCCUAAAACAAUUUGCAGGCCGGAAAUAUCAUCUCCGUAUUACGCGUGUUAUUAUUCAUAUUGGUACCUCUCUGUCGAUCUUCCUGUCUUUCUGAGUAGCGUUGAAAUUAGUUUUUUCUGUUCCUGAACUAAUCAGAUUUUUGUAGCAUUGGGCGUACACAAUUGUAGCCUGAUUGAUGAGUGUACCUAGUCACUCUGUAAUAUAGCUGAUUAUCGUUUCUUACUUUCUGUUUCUCUGCAUUAUUAUUUUUCUUGUCAAUCACGCGUCCGUCAAGCCAUGUCAAGGUAAAAAGUCUGUUGACAGAGUAGCACACAACGAAAAUUUCAGCGAACAUCGACGCUAUGGCGACGAUCUGUGAUGACCCGUAGCGUCAUCUCGUUCGUUUCAGUUUAGUAAACCUCAAAAGUUCUUGAAUUUGUUGCUUUAGAUUUUGUUUUUUAAACGUAAUGACGUGCCGAGGUAUGUUCAAGUGUUGACGGAUGAGUGGCACGUGAAAACCUUCACUGUGGGUGUUUUUUUUCUUUUUUUUUCUUCUCCCUAUCUUGUUCUUCCUGCUUUUUUUUUGCUCGCUCGUCUGUCUUUAUGUAACUAACGCAUGCGCGUAGGGAGAAUGUAAGCGAAUUCAUUUCUUCCUGAUCUACCAGAGAAGAUAUUCAAAGUGCAGUAUUACAUGAACAUGACUAUGUGCGGUGUCUGCCGACGAAACGUGCCAAAACAUGCCAAAUCGUAGUGCUUCGGUGCCAAAGAGAAAUGACACUGUGAUGUUUUCUUUUACACCGUUUCCAAAACCUUGUACAUGUUUCAGUUGUUUGUGCAAACUGCCAAACUUCGCAUUCAGACAGUCAGCAGUUUGUUUGGCCUCGUAUAGGGCAUAAUUUAAGCAGGGUAAUUAAGAGAAAUGUGCCAAAGAAAACAACUUCAUCAAAACAGUCUUUUUUGCGUGUGUGUGUGUAUAUAUGUGCUAGAGGUAAAUAUGACCAAAGAAGCUCUUGCUCUCGAGUUUUAUGCUAAUUACUGCAUACCAAAAGGUGCGUUGCUUUAGUGCAAGCCCAUGCUUAGACGCAGUUCACUAAAGUGAACAUAUAAUGCUCCUGAAAACGAAUGCGUGUGCUAUUACUGAUUAACUGGUCAUUUGGCACCUUGCUACUAUGCGCUCGCGAAAUUCGCAAACCUGACGUGACCAGCUUAACCGGUGGGCAAAUCUAACUAAUUCUCACAACCUGCGGCGUCCACAUGACGUGGGCGUGCUGUGGCGUCGUAAACUUUCUCAGACAAAGGUAACUACGUUCAACGGACCUCCACACUAAUGUUCCCGUGUUUUGUUGAACCUGAAGGCAGCUUUUCACCACAGCACUUUGUGGCCAACAUCCCAAUUGUUUUUCGUGAGCGAUUCGUGCUCUAGCGCCGGCUCAUCCUGGCUGCGUGCCUCUUAUUUCCUUUAAAUUUUCAGAACGCUUGGAGAUUUUACACGCAUGUCGCUUUUCUUCUUUUUUGAUGCGCCUACAGUUGCCUCCACUGAUUACUGAUUUCAGGUGGUGGCUCCGCGCCACUUGCGGUGGUUACCUGUGCUAUUGGGUCUUGUUCAGCUGUAUUCAAAACGAAUGGAAACACUUGUAUUACUGCCGUGCUAUUGCAAUGCCAUUUGAUGGAGUUGUAUUUAUUAGUUAAUUAUACGAUGCGGAUGUGGUUAUUGCUGGUUUCUAAAUGUUUCGCCAGAGUCACUAACAUGCUGAUUGGCUCUCGCUCAUUCCUUCGCUUAAAACAUGCCGCGACUGAAAAUGGCAAGAGUUCGACGUGCUACCGUUUCCGUAAACUGUGCCACCAAUUGUAGAUUCUUGGAAUUUGGUGAACGAAUAUUGUUCAGUGCUGAUGUUUACACUGUGAUUACCCUUGGAAACAGGAUACCAGACAUGAGUAACAAAGUUAUCUGAAUACUUCAGAGAGAACGAGGAAUCUGCGGCCGAGAACAAGCAUGUACUUCUUCAACCUGGAUUCUUCCAAGUCCCUGAGCUUCACUGAUGACGUUGUCAUUAUUGCAGUAACUUUUGCUUUCAUUUUCGUACCAGGGUCGACAAAAUGUGGUGUUGUCAUUUACGCUUUAAACCACGGAAAUGGUAAAAACACGCACACGACGGAAAGUGCAUUGCCCGAAGUUUCAUUACUGAGUUCUGCAUCACCCCCCGUGCAUAAAAUGAUGUGCACAGGUUUUUAGUUUUUGUUGUUUCAUUAUUUUGUGUCGUAUGUGUAAGAUUUAUAUUUUGUAUAAAGCUUUUUGUUACCAACUGA
This is a messenger RNA of Dermacentor silvarum, 11074 nucleotides long. RefSeq names its product zinc finger protein 1-like (gene zfh1). The record is from RefSeq and is a predicted model, not a curated record. Gene Ontology annotation, molecular function: DNA-binding transcription factor activity, RNA polymerase II-specific; RNA polymerase II cis-regulatory region sequence-specific DNA binding. NCBI's taxonomy places the organism in Eukaryota, Metazoa, Arthropoda, Arachnida, Ixodida, Ixodidae. Gene Ontology annotation, biological process: anatomical structure development; regulation of transcription by RNA polymerase II.